This is a messenger RNA of Colletotrichum lupini, 255 nucleotides long. RefSeq lists its product as uncharacterized. The record is from RefSeq and is a predicted model, not a curated record. The transcript is spliced from 3 exons. Bases 1 to 255 code for a protein of 84 amino acids. Lineage: Eukaryota; Fungi; Ascomycota; Sordariomycetes; Glomerellales; Glomerellaceae.
AUGCCACUCUGGGAUGCCACUCUGGCACUCAGUACUAGUUGUGUCGGCAUCGCCAAGCGGCAACUGCCUGAAGUUGACGCAACGCAACGCAACGUCUUGGGAGCUGUUUCUCUAUUUUUCAUCCCGAUGACUCCGCAUGAGAUGCCAAGAGCAGGCCGUUUUCCCAGCCCCGUCAAUCAAAACAACAUCCGGCCAGAAUGCUUGCUACUCCUGCCUCUCAACCCUGUAGCAAAUCCGGAAUAUUGUUGCAAUUAA